UCACACAUUCAGCAUUAGAUUCUUACCUGCAAACACAUUUUCCCGCCCUCUUCAUAGUUCCGAUAGAGAGAGAGAGAGAGAUCUUCAAUGGAGGCGAGCGUGGUUGUUGAGGAGGCCAAGAAUGCCUCAGAGAGACUCAGCAACAACAAGAAGCCAGCUGUUGUAGUUGAUGUUGGUGUCGAGGGCAAUGCUGCUGCUGCUGCUGCUGCUACCGAGUCUUACAAGAAGAAGAAGAAUCACAUUCAGGUCUCCAACACCAAGAAACCCCUCCUCUUCUAUCUCAAUCUUGCCAAGAGGCUCAUAAAACAGUACAACGAUAUCGAGCUCUCCGCCUUAGGCAUGGCAAUUCCUACUGUUGUCAUAAUCGCUGAGAUUCUCAAACGUAAUGGAUUGGCGAUCGAGAAAAGGAUAACGACAUCUUCUUUUGGUGCAAUGGAUGGUCAGAAAGGCCGGAUGAUCCACAAACCACAGAUUGAGAUUGUGCUGGAAAAGGCUGACAAGACCACUGUUGCUACGGCAUGAAAGAAGUCUGCUGAUCAAAAGACAUGACGAAGCAUAUCAUAGGGUUUUCGUCCUGGCUUUAGAUUUCAGUGAUUUUUUUUCACACUUUUACAGUUUGGUUAUGCUGGUUCCAAUUAGAGCUGCCACUAAUUGAACCUUGGCAUUUGCAUGUUUUCUUUUGUAUUUUACUGUUCUGUAAGAUAGAAAAGAACUGUUUCAUCUCAGUGCCAAAUAAUAGAGGAGAUCUACAACUUUGCAGCUCUCA
Messenger RNA from Juglans regia (Persian walnut), 766 nucleotides. RefSeq lists its product as uncharacterized. The coding region runs from base 88 to 522 and encodes 144 amino acids. Gene Ontology annotation, cellular component: nucleus. The record is from RefSeq and is a predicted model, not a curated record. The transcript is spliced from 5 exons. NCBI's taxonomy places the organism in Eukaryota, Viridiplantae, Streptophyta, Magnoliopsida, Fagales, Juglandaceae. Gene Ontology annotation, molecular function: RNA binding.